UUCGGUGGCGUGCGAGGAGCUAGGUACUUUUGAACCUUUAUUACUAAGAUAGGAAUAUGUCUGAUAAUUUGCAUUGUGCAGUCGGAACUGAGGCUGUCGAGCAAAUACUUUUAAACAUGCACUCCGACAGCAUCGUUUUCCUCAAACAGCUCGGGCAGCGAUCGAUGACAGAUUAUCGCAAAAUCACAAAGUCAAACACGAGUGGCACGAAGUCGAACACGAGUGGCAAAAAAGGGUCGACUCAGGCAUCGUUGCACGACGUACUGUUUCUGUCUUCAUCUUCGUCGAGCAGCAUUAAUACUAGUCCUACUGUCAAGCCUUUGCAAAGCGAGCCUGCUGUCGCGGCUGAGAAUAAGAGUGAUGGGAACUCUAGUAGCUCGAUCAUUUAUUCUGAUCUGAACUUUGAGUCUAUGCUGAGUGAUAUAAGGUCUGUAUAUGAGAUAAUGCUGGGAAGUCUCAUAGGAACUAACGCAACCAAAAGAAGAGAAAAUCAGUCAAAAGAGGCCGAGAUAAUUGAGCAAUCGCAGCCAUCUGACGAUUUCGAUCUAACAAGCGACGAUCUGCGCGAACUUACGGCACCUAUUCUGCCGCAGUCUGAUUCUGCUAAACUUGAUAUAUCUAGGAAACGGAAGGAUACGAAUGACGAGGUUGAGUUUGAUAGGAUGGGUGCAAAGAAGAGGGCGUGUACGACAUUUAAAAUCGGCGAUGGCGAUUUGGACGUGAUCAGAGAUGUCAGCCCCGCGACGCCUUCAAAGAUCGCGCAGUCAAGAAAAGAACCGAUGACAACAACAUCUCCUGCGCGACUGAAUCGCAAGGAACCUGUUUUCAGAAGUACCUAUACAGAACAGCACCCUCCAUCUUCAUCAACCUUUUCAACCUCGCUCGCCGCUCCAAGCACUUCACCAUCCGCAGACUCCACGAGCCGAAGACUAACAACCGACAGUAGCUCGAUCAUGGAUAUCUCUAGCACAUACGACGCCGACGCGUUCUUCAAAAUGAUGGAGAAUUUACGCACAGAACGGCCCCAGAAAGUAGACGCAUGUGCUUCUGCGUCUAGUCGCAAUAACGCGAGCUCGACAUAUGCUACUGCGACUACACUCGACACUCCCCAACAGCCGACACAGCUCGAUAAAACAUCAAAUACACAGAGGCAGAACGAUUUACGUACUCCAGUCAAGUUUGCAAAGUUGACUGAUUUUCUGCAAGAAUACGUGGAUAUCGUUGAUCCGUAGAAGGAAGUUGUUUGAGUUCUACUACGCGCGAUACGAUUCUGUGAACUGUAAUAUUAUUUGCUAGACGUAGUCUUCCUUGCUCUAAAUCAUCUCAAUAGUGAUAUAAAUAU
Messenger RNA from Myxozyma melibiosi, 1342 nucleotides. RefSeq lists its product as uncharacterized. The transcript has a single exon. Bases 57 to 1232 code for a protein of 391 amino acids. Lineage: Eukaryota; Fungi; Ascomycota; Lipomycetes; Lipomycetales; Lipomycetaceae. The record is from RefSeq and is a predicted model, not a curated record.